AUGGAAGGCUUCAACUUCAUCAUCUCUUCUCACCAGAAGGAAGGGGAAGAGUUCCAGAAAGGUGCCCAGCGUGGAAAGACCAAGCACAAGGGUGCCGAGGCGCAGAGGGCUAAAGUGAAGGCUGAGGCGGAUGCUGCGCGCGAGGCCAACAAGGAGGCUGCUGUAGAUAGGGAUGCGGAGGAGAAGAGGAAGGAAGAGAGGGAAGGCCUUUGA
Metarhizium acridum CQMa 102 is the source of this 213-nucleotide messenger RNA. The record is from RefSeq and is a predicted model, not a curated record. NCBI's taxonomy places the organism in Eukaryota, Fungi, Ascomycota, Sordariomycetes, Hypocreales, Clavicipitaceae.